GUGAGACUGAGUGAAAGCUGGUGUGGUGGAGAGUUCUCUAGAGCUGAAAGCUCGGAUCUCACCUGUGGGUCAAGAUGGAACAUUUUGAUCCCCUGGGUUUCAACCUAAAAGACGUCCUGAGAAAGCUGGACAAGACUGAGUUGAACAAUUUCAAGAGAACAUUGAGGAGCUGUUCUCUGCCAGAUACAAUGAAACAGAUCAACAAGCUGACAAUGGACCUGGCUAAUGGAGCUCAGCUAGCAGAAAUUCUCACAGACCACUGCCCCAGUGCUUGGAUAAAGAGAGUCACCGUCCAGAUCUUAGAGGAAAUAAACCGUGUAGAUCUAGCUGAGUUAGUAGUAAAGCAAAUCGAAGAAGCAGUAUUAAAGGUACCUGAGGAAAAGGUUUCUUCUAAACCAAGAGAACCCUCGGGGACACUAACUUUCCCAUGGAAUUUUGUUCAAGGAGCUAAAAGGCCAGAGGACAAGCAAAAAGAGGAAUGGAAGACUAGAUACACAGCUAAAUGGAAGCAGAACUUCUGGCCUAAAUGCAAUAAAGAAAUCUAUGUGGUUACCGAGAGCUACAAGACACUCCUGGCAUUGUGUAACCCAAAGAUAGAAACCCCAUUUGCUCAUGCAAUUGUGCUGCAUGGCCCUCCAGGCUCUGGGAAAACCACAAUGGCAAAGCAGCUAAUGUUAGAAUGGUCAGAGAGUAAGCAGGCCCAGAUUUUCUCAUGUGCCUUCUACAUCAGCUGCAGGGAAGUAAAUAAUACUAAACCUUGCACUUUUGCCCACCUCCUCUCCAUGGACAAUCCCUCCUGGAGGGACUGUGUGAUUCGAGAUCUAAUCCUGGGAAAGGAAUUCUUAUUUGUGGUAGAUGGUUUUGAUGAGCUGACAUUCCCAGCAGGAGCUCUGAUCCGUGACCUUUGUGGUGACUGGAACACAGUGAAGCCUGUAGAGGUCUUACUGGGCAGUUUGCUGAAGAGGAAGAUGGCACCUCAUGCCACCCUGCUGGUAACCACACGGACACAGUCUUUGCACCAAAUCUUUGUCAUGAUGGAUCAGCCACUACUAGUAGAAACUCUGGGCUUCUUGGAGCAAGAAAAGCAGGAGUACUUUCAGAAAUACUUUGAAGAUGAGGAGGGUGAGGAGGAGGAUAAAGGUGAGGGAAAGGCACUUAGAGCUCUCAAGGAAGUGAGAUGCAAUGCUGAUCUAUACCAAAUGGCCUCACUUCCUACUGCAUGUGGGAUAUUCUGCCUCUGUCUGGAGCUAAGGAUGAAGAAGGGGGAAGACCUGUCUCUGACAUGUCAGACAUACACCUCUAUGUUCCUGAACUUCCUGUGCGAAGUCUUCUCAUCAGAAACCUGUGAGGACCAUCUCAAUGAGGAAUUCCAAAUCUUAUUCAAGAAAAUAUGUAUCCUGGCUGCCAAUAGUCUCUUGGAACAGGUGCCCAUACUCUGUGAAGAAGACUUCUUGACAUUAAAAUUGAACCUAAACAAUUUGCAUCCCAUGGUGUGCAGGCACAUCCUCUUUAAGGACAGUUCCAGUACACACUGUCUCUCUUUCAUCUGCCUCGGUAUCCAGCAACUCCUGGCUGCAAUAAUAUUUGUUCAGGAGCUUGGACAGGAAAGCAAGGGUGUCUCUAAAUAUAGUAUACAGAACAUGCUUUCAAGGGAAGCAAGAUUAAAAAACCCUGACCUGUCUGGGCUGCUGCCAUUUGUAUUUGGCCUCCUGAAUGAGACUCGUAUUCAAGAGUUGAAGACUACUUUUGGCUGCCAAAUAUCAACUGAGGUCAAGAGAAAAUUCCUGGAGUGUGAGUCAGGGGAAAAUAAACCCUUACUAUUACUGAUGAAUAUGCAAGAAAUCUUGUCCUGUCUCUAUGAAUCUCAGGAGGAGGGGUUUGUGAAGGAAGCCAUGGUCCUCUUUGAGGACAUCUCCUUGCAUUUGAAAACCAGCACUGACCUCAUUCAUGCUUCAUUCUGCCUCAAGAACUCUCAGAACUUGCAGACAAUGUCCCUGAAAGUAGAAAAGGCGGUCUUUCCAGAGAAUGUUGCUGCACUAGAGUCCACAGCUAAGCAUCAAAGGUCCCCGGAUGAACAACGCAUGUUAACUUUCUGGACAGACUUUUGUGACACAUUUAAUUCAAAUAAGAAACUGGUAUUUCUAGACAUCCAUGAAAGCUUCCUCAACAGCUCUGCACUGGAGAUUCUUUGUGAAAAGCUGCCCUCUGCUUCCUGUUGUCUCCAGAAAGUGGUCCUCAAAAAUAUUUCCCCAGAUGAUGCCUACGAGAAAUUGUGCCUCAUUUUUAAUGGUUAUAAAACCAUCUCACAUCUGAUCCUGCAAGGUGGCAACCUGGACAGCAUGCAUCACUCACUGUGUGAGGUUCUGAAAAAUCCAGCCUGCAACCUGAAGUUUCUCAGCCUGGGAUCUUGUUCUACUGCUGCUCAGAAAUGGGAUGACUUCUUCCCAGUCCUGAAAGUCAAUCAAUCCCUGAUAUUUCUGGAUCUCACAGACAACAGUCUCUUGGACAAAAGUGCUAAGCUCCUAUGUAAUAUUUGGAAGGAACCAAAGUGCAUACUGCAGAGGGUAUCGUUGGAGAACUGUCAGCUCACUGAAGCCUGCUGCAAGGACCUCUCUUCCGUUUUGAUGGUCAGCCGAACUCUGACACACCUCAGCCUGGCCAACAAUAAACUUGGGGAUAACGGAGUGAAAAACCUGUGUGAAAGCAUAAGCUGCACGGAGUGCAAUCUACAGACCCUGGUGCUGUGGUCCUGUAACAUCACCAACGCUGGUUGCCACUAUCUCUCAAAGAUGCUCAAACAAACACUGAGCCUGAAACACUUGGAUCUGGGGCUAAAUCGCAUCGGAACCAAAGGAGCAAAGUUUCUGUGUGAGGCUUUGAAGAACCCCAAGAGUAAAUUGAAAAGUCUGUGGCUGUGUGGAUGCUCCAUCACUCCACUGAACUGCCAAGACUUCUCUGAGACUCUUAGAAGCAACAAGAGCCUGAACACUCUAGACCUGUCUCAGAACGUCCUGGGAACUGAUGCCAUAAAGACAUUCUGUGAAGCCUUGAAACUUCAGAUUUGCCCCCUGCAAAUGCUUAGAUUGAAAUUUGAUGAAGCUAAACCUAGUAUCCAGAACCUGAUCCAAGAGAUGAAGGUGAGCCAUCCACAACUGAGAAUCAGCAGUGACCAAGUGGAUCUUAAGAAUCCUCCUCUUCCUCAUUUCAUUUUUUGAGGCCAUUCUUCUCCAAAAGAUGUGGGUGAAGACUCUCUGGGCACCCUCUCUGAUUUAUUGGCAUCUGAGAUAAAUGUCCUUAUCCUUCCCAGAUCUAUGUAUAAAACUCACAAAUGUCAUUAAACAGGAAUAAAUGUAAAACAUUCGUAUCACUGGUAUAUUGGGGAAUAAAAGGGAAAACAUGCAUGA
Mus musculus (house mouse) is the source of this 3404-nucleotide messenger RNA. It is a transcript of the gene Nlrp2, whose product is annotated as NLR family, pyrin domain containing 2. Gene Ontology annotation, molecular function: ATP binding; nucleotide binding. Bases 75 to 3215 code for a protein of 1046 amino acids. Lineage: Eukaryota; Metazoa; Chordata; Mammalia; Rodentia; Muridae. The record is from RefSeq and is marked validated. The transcript is spliced from 12 exons.